Zophobas morio is the source of this 1878-nucleotide messenger RNA. RefSeq names its product zinc finger protein 711-like. Bases 328 to 1581 code for a protein of 417 amino acids. NCBI's taxonomy places the organism in Eukaryota, Metazoa, Arthropoda, Insecta, Coleoptera, Tenebrionidae. The record is from RefSeq and is a predicted model, not a curated record. Gene Ontology annotation, biological process: regulation of transcription by RNA polymerase II. Gene Ontology annotation, molecular function: DNA-binding transcription factor activity, RNA polymerase II-specific; RNA polymerase II transcription regulatory region sequence-specific DNA binding. The transcript has 3 exons.
UGUUGUCUGAAAGUGAGGUUAUGAUUUUAAUGGAAUUAGUUUGCAACAUUUUCUAUCAAUUUUUUUGUUUAAAAAAGAAAGCGAGUAUUCUUAAAUGAACUUUGGUUAAUUCAACCAACGAUUUGUGAACAAUUUUGCCGGUAAUCAAGUUCAUACAAAUUGUGAGGGAAUUCAAGCUAUUCUAACUCACGUUCUGUGUCAACACGCACUGACGUCAUGAACAGGUCAAGUUCGAGUUAGCGCUGGUGUGUUUACCUGUGUUUUACAUGUUUAGAAGCAAGUUUUCUUGUGAUUUCCUUCAAUGUGAACAGCGCACCUAACCUAACUAUGGCUCAUAGUAAACAAACUUGUUCCGUUUUUAAUUGUUCAUCGAUAAGAAAAAAGAAUCCUGAUUUAAGUUUUCACCUUUUUCCUAAAGAGGAUGAGAAAAUUCGUGUGCUGAAUGACUUUGGAAUUGCAGAGGUGUGUGAUCGCCGAAAACUAUGGGGAAUGAAACUUAAAAUCGAAAAAAAAAUUAACAACAGCAUGGCGGUGUGUUCAAGGCAUUUUACACAAGACGAUUAUGAAUGCUCAGGUUGGAGCAGCCAAAACCGUUUGAAACCAACUGCAGUACCAUCCAGAAAUUUACCAUCAAGUACUUUGGAUAUUACAACAGCAUUAAUUGAUUCAGGCCACUUUAUGAUGAACUACGUUAAACGACGCCAAGUACGGGUGCGACAAUUUAACUGUGAAAUCGAAAACAUUGAAAUCUAUUCUUGUAAGUAUUGUUUGUUCCAAACCGAAAUUUCAAUAUUGUUUAAACAACACAUCCAAGACCAUGAUUCGGUUAAGCGAGACAAAAUAAGGGAGAAUUACACAGUUAAGACUUAUAUUUGUAAGAAAUGUCAAUUCGAAACCUAUUUUGCUCUAAAGUGGUUGCAGCAUACUGCGACAUGCGUGGUAAAGAAAAAAAAUCAGAUAAUAAACACCAAGUGCCAAAACUGUCCAGAUGAAAUCAAAGAAAAAUCCACCGUAAGUGUGCAAAGCUCCAUUAAAUGGCACCAAUGUGAAAAAUGCCCAUUCCAUACUACACACAAAGGCACCUUAAAAAACCACAUAAUCGCCCGCCAUUUAAACGCAGAAGACAUAAAAUGGUACAAAUGUGAGGAAUGUCCAUUCCAAACUAAGAUGAAAGGCAACUUGAAACUUCACGUGAUCGCUCGCCACUUGAACGAAGAAGACAUAAAGUGGUACAAAUGUAAAAAGUGUCCAUACAAAGGUAAAAGAAGCUCAAACUUGAAUCAACACAUCAAUGCCGCUCAUUCAGAUGAACAAUACAUAAAGUGGUACCAGUGCACAAAAUGUUCGUACAGAAGCAAACAUUCGGGGCAUUUAGAACGUCACAAGGCCACUCACACUUACGAGUGUGAGCAGUGUCCGUUCAGAACUAAAAAUACGUCGUCUUUGCACAAGCAUGUAAAUUCGCAGCAUUCGGAUAAAUGCGAAAUCAAGUGGUUUCAGUGUGAUGUGUGUCCCUAUAAAGCGAAAAGGAAGUUCCAUUUGAAGAGACAUGUGAGUGCACGACAUUUGGAGGCCACGUGAAACCAACAAAACUCUUAAAACGCAUCGAUUGUGGUGUAUAAAGCUAAAAAGUGUCUUUGGUUGGUGUGGCCGUAUUGUGUGUUGCAUACAUCAAUGUCAAGUUUGAGGUUAUGUAUCAUUAAUUAUAAGACCGUGAUUAUAAGUAACAUUUCAACAUUAUUUUAAUUUUAUAAUGUUGUAUUUUUUCAAAUUAAACACAAAUUUUUGGUUUAUGAUGUUUUACUGAUCUUGCGACGAGCAGUUUCUUUGAAUUAAAAAAAAAGUUGAAUUGUGUGUUGCAUACCUGUUAGUUCAAUC